Molecule: messenger RNA, 11853 nt
Organism: Capra hircus (goat)
Lineage: Eukaryota; Metazoa; Chordata; Mammalia; Artiodactyla; Bovidae
Gene: COL12A1
Product: collagen type XII alpha 1 chain
Exons: 66
Coding region: 466-9663 (3065 amino acids)
Molecular function (GO): protein binding
Source: RefSeq, a predicted model, not a curated record
AUGCACACGUUCCCAAAAGUAGACCUCCACCGCCGGAGGAGCAUACAUCACCCCGUGGCAGCCGUCCACCUUCUCAGGCGUUUCGUAACCGAGUAAACUGAGAGCUGGGAACAGCCCUCUAUUAAGGAGCCCGCGGCGCGGAGCCUCUUCCCACUCGACCGAGGGGAGCCGACCCAGACGCGUCCGCGCGCCGGCAGCAGCGGUCCCGGGCCGUCUCCGCCUGUCCGGCCGCGCUCGCCGCUCCGCCCGGGCUCCACCGCCUCCGGCUCCCCGGUGGCCCUGCGGCCGCUCCACCUCUCCGCAGCCGCCAGGUGCGCCCGGAGCGCAGCGCCGACCGCCCGGGCGUGCGCGGGGGGUCACACCGAGCGCCGGCUUCCGCGACGCCGGGAAGCCUCUGUCGCCGCCGCUACCUCGGUCACCACCGCCUCAGAUCCCUUCAUGUGGCUGUGAGCCCCGAGGCGGAGCAUGCGGACCAGGCUUCCCCCAGCGCUCGCCGCCCUGGGCGCGGCCCUGCUCCUGUCUUCCAUCGAGGCAGAAGUUGAACCUCCUUCAGACUUGAAUUUUAAAAUUAUAGAUGAAAAUACUGUUCAUAUGUCAUGGGCAAUACCACCUGAUCCAAUUGUGGGUUUCAAAAUAACAGUGGACCCUACAACGGAUGGGCCCACUAAAGAAUUUACCCUUUCAGCUAGUACCACUGAAACUUUAUUAACAGAGCUUAUACCUGAAAUAGAGUACGUGGUGACAAUCACUUCAUAUGAUGAAGUAGAAGAAAGUGUACCAGUUAUAGGCCAAUUAACAAUUCAAACAGGUGGCCCGACAAAGCCAGGGGAGAAGAAACCUGGAAAAACAGAGAUACAAAAAUGUUCUGUCAGUGCCUGGACUGAUUUAGUUUUCCUUGUGGAUGGCUCAUGGAGUGUGGGAAGAAACAAUUUCAAGUACAUCUUGGACUUCAUUGCUGCUCUCGUGUCUGCUUUUGACAUUGGGGAAGAGAAGACAAGGGUUGGAGUUGUUCAGUACAGCUCUGACACCAGGACGGAAUUUAACUUAAAUCAGUACUACCAACAGGAAGAGCUGCUUGCUGCAAUUAAAAAAAUCCCGUACAAAGGUGGCAACACAAUGACAGGGGAAGCCAUUGAUUACUUAAUUAAAAAUACCUUCACGGAAUCUGCUGGGGCAAGAGUUGGCUUUCCCAAAGUGGCGAUUAUUAUUACAGAUGGCAAGUCCCAGGACGAAGUGGAAAUUCCAGCAAGAGAGCUUCGAAAUAUUGGGGUUGAAGUUUUCUCUUUGGGCAUUAAAGCUGCAGACGCAAAAGAACUCAAACAAAUUGCCUCCACGCCUUCCCUCAAUCAUGUGUUCAACGUGGCCAACUUCGAUGCAAUUGUGGAUAUUCAGAAUGAGAUCAUCUCCCAGGUGUGCUCAGGUGUGGAUGAACAGCUCGGUGAACUGGUCAGUGGAGAAGAAGUUGUUGAGCCUCCUUCAAAUUUGAUUGCCACGGAAGUCUCAUCAAAAUACGUUAAGCUAAGCUGGAGUCCAUCUCCUAGCGCAGUGACUGGCUAUAAAGUUCUCCUUAUACCCAUGACAGCGGGAAGCCGACAGCAUGCUCUGAGCGUGGGGCCUCAGACGACCACGCUCAGCGUCCGUGACCUCUCAGCAGACACAGAGUACCAGAUCAGUGUUUCUGCCAUGAAGGGGUUGACAUCCAGUGAACCUGUUUCAAUAAUGGAGAAGACUCAACCAAUGAAAGUUCAAGUGGAAUGCUCACGUGGUGUGGAUAUAAAAGCCGAUAUUGUGUUUUUGGUUGAUGGUUCCUAUAGCAUUGGGAUUGCAAACUUUGUUAAAGUUAGGGCCUUUUUGGAAGUUCUUGUAAAAAGUUUUGAGAUUUCACCAAAUAGGGUGCAGAUAAGUCUUGUCCAGUACAGCCGGGAUCCUCAUACUGAAUUCACAUUGAAAAAAUUCACCAAAGUUGAAGAUAUAAUUGAAGCAAUAAACACUUUCCCUUACCGAGGAGGGUCUACCAACACUGGGAAAGCAAUGACUUACGUCAGAGAGAAAAUAUUUGUGCCGAGCAAGGGUUCAAGAAGCAAUGUCCCAAAGGUCAUGAUUCUUAUCACAGAUGGAAAAUCUUCAGAUGCUUUCAGAGACCCGGCUAUAAAACUGAGGAAUUCAGAUGUUGAAAUCUUUGCCGUUGGUGUGAAGGAUGCUGUUCGCUCAGAGCUGGAAGCCAUUGCCUCUCCUCCUGCCGAGACCCAUGUGUUCACAGUGGAAGAUUUUGAUGCUUUUCAGAGGAUAUCUUUUGAACUCACACAGUCUAUCUGCCUGAGAAUUGAGCAAGAAUUGGCAGCCAUAAAGAAAAAAGCUUAUGUGCCUCCAAAGGAUAUUAAUUUCUCUGAGGUGACUUCCAACAGUUUCAAAACCAGCUGGUCUCCUGCUGGAGAAAACGUUUUUUCGUACCACAUCACCUACAAAGAAGCUGCUGGGGAUGAUGAAGUGACGUUGGUGGAGCCAGCCUCGAGCAGCAGUGUGGUCCUCAGCAACCUGAAACCAGAGACCCUGUACCUGGUCAAUGUGACUGCAGAGUACGAGGAUGGCUUCAGCAUCCCCUUAGCUGGAGAGGAGACCACCGCAGAAGUGAAAGGAGCACCUCGAAACCUAAAGGUGACGGAUGAGACUACGGAUAGCUUUAAAAUUACCUGGACUCAAGCUCCGGGGAGAGUCUUAAGGUACCGAAUUAUUUAUAGACCUGUUGCUGGUGGAGAAAGCAAAGAAGUUACCACUCCAGCCAAUCAGAGGAGGAGAACGCUGGAGAGCCUGACUCCAGACACAAAAUAUGAAGUCUCUGUAAUUCCUGAAUAUUUCUCAGGACCUGGGUCUCCGUUGACUGGAAACGCAGCCACUGAAGAAGUUAGAGGGAACCCAAGGGAUUUACGAGUUUCUGACCCUACGACAUCAACUAUGAAACUGUCUUGGACGGGGGCACCAGGAAAGGUGAAACAGUAUCUCAUCACAUACACACCGGUGGCAGGAGGUGACACCCAAGAGGUCACUGUGAAGGGAGACACAACAAGUACCGUCCUGAGAGGAUUAAAUGAAGGGACGCAAUAUGCCUUAUCUGUGACUGCCUUGUACGCCUCUGGAGCUGGAGAUGCCCUUUUUGGAGAAGGGACAACACUUGAAGAGCGUGGUUCCCCUGGAGAUUUGGUUACUAAAGAUAUCACGGACACAUCCAUUGGGGCUUAUUGGACGUCGGCUCCAGGAAUGGUUCGCGGUUACAGGGUCUCUUGGCAAUCACUUUACGAUGAUAUAGAGGCUGGAGAAAAGAGUCUUCCUGCAGAUGUAAUUCAUACUGUGAUAGAAAACCUGCAGCCAGAGACCAAAUACAGAGUCUCCGUAUUUGCAACUUACAGUAGUGGAGAAGGGGAGCCCUUGAGUCGAGAAGCCAUCACUGAAUUGUCUGAAGACUCGAAAACCUUGAAAGUGGAUGAAGAAACAGAAAACACAAUGAGAGUUACCUGGAAGCCAGCACCUGGGAAAGUCGUCAACUACCGUGUUGUGUAUCGCCCCCGCGGGGGUGGGAGGCAGAUGGUUGCCAAAGUGUCACCCACAGUCACCUCAACAGUGUUAAAGCGACUUCAGCCCCAGACCACGUAUGACAUCACAGUUCUCCCAGUUUACAAGAAAGGAGAAGGAAAGCUUAGGCAAGGAUCAGGAACAACAGCGUCUCGAUUUAAAUCACCCAGAAACCUCAAAACAUCUGAUCCAACCAUGUCAAGCUUCCGGGUGACUUGGGAGCCCGCACCUGGUGAAGUCAAGGGUUACAAGGUCACGUUUCACCCCACAGGAGAUGACAGAAGACUGGGGGAGUUAGUGGUUGGACCGUAUGACAACACAGUUGUUCUAGAGGAACUUAGGGCAGGUACCACCUAUAAAGUAAAUGUUUUUGGAAUGUUUGAUGGAGGAGAAAGUUCACCACUUGUUGGACAAGAAAUGACAACUCUUUCUGACACAACUGUAAUGCCAAUUUUAUCCUCUGGGAUGGAGUGUCUCACCCGGGCUGAAGCAGACAUCGUGCUCCUGGUGGACGGAUCGUGGAGCAUCGGCCGGGCGAACUUUAGAACUGUCAGGAGCUUCAUUUCUCGUAUCGUGGAAGUCUUUGAGAUUGGCCCCAAAAGAGUACAGAUUGCCCUCGCUCAGUAUAGUGGGGACCCCAGAACAGAGUGGCAGUUAAAUGCUCACAAAGACAAGAAGAGCUUGCUGCAGGCCGUGGCGAACCUGCCUUACAAGGGAGGCAACACCCUCACAGGGAUGGCCUUGAAUUUCAUUCGCCAGCAGAGCUUCAAGACCCAAGCUGGCAUGAGACCUCGAGCUCGAAAAAUCGGAGUUCUUAUCACGGAUGGGAAAUCCCAGGAUGAUGUUGAGGCACCUUCCAAAAAACUCAAGGAUGAAGGCGUGGAACUGUUUGCUGUUGGUAUUAAAAAUGCUGAUGAAGUUGAAUUAAAGAUGAUUGCAACAGAUCCUGAUGAUAUCCACGCAUACAACGUGGCAGAUUUUGAGUCACUUUCUAGGAUCGUGGAUGACCUCACCAACAACUUGUGUAACAGUGUCAAAGGUCCAGGUGACUUGGAACCACCUUCCAACCUAGUUCUUUCUGAGCGGACCCAUCGGUCUAUGAGAGUGAGCUGGACACCUCCUUCUGACAGCGUGGACAGGUACAAGGUGGAAUACUACCCAGUGUCAGGAGGGAAACGGCAAGAAUUUUACGUGAGCCGAUUGGAAAGGAGCACGGUCCUGAAAGAUCUGAAGCCUGAAACUGAAUAUGUUGUCAACGUGUAUUCUGUAGUGGAAGAUGAAUACAGUGAGCCUCUGAAGGGCACAGAAAAAACAUUGCCCGUGCCUGUGGUCAGCCUGAACAUUUACGAUAUUGGCUCAACCACCAUGCACGUGCAGUGGCAGCCAGUGGGGGGCGCUACCGGCUACACCGUGACCUACGAACCAACCAACGCCACAGUUCCGACCAAACCCAAAGAGAUGCGCCUGGAGCCGACGGUGACUGACGUGCAGCUGAGUGACCUCUUCCCCAACACCGAGUACGCAGUUACCGUCCAGGCUGUCCUGCACGACCUCACCAGCGAACCCGUCACCGCAAGGGAAGUCACCUUGCCUCUGCCCACUCCUCGAGACCUGAAACUCAGAGACGUGACUCACAGCACCAUGAACGUCUUAUGGGAACCUGCACCUGGAAAAGUGCGCAAAUACAUUGUUCGCUACAAAACCCCGGAAGAGGAAGCCAAAGAGGUAGAGGUGGACAGGUCACGGGCCAGCACGCCGCUUAAAGACCUCUUCUCUCAAACCCUGUACACAGUCAGCGUGUCUGCUGUAUACGAAGAGGGGGAGUCGCCCCCAGUGACUGCGCAAGAAACCACCCACACUGUGCCAGCCCCAACAAACCUACAGAUUACUGAAGUAACACCAGAGAGUUUCAGAGGGACUUGGGACCAUGGAGCUUCUGAUGUGUCUCUCUAUAGAAUCACCUGGGCGCCUUCAGGAAGCGCAGAUAAGAUGGAGACCAUCCUAAAUGGAGAUGAGAAUACGCUGGUGUUUGAAAACCUGAACCCCAACACUCUCUAUGAAGUUUCCGUUACCGCCAUUUAUCCUGAUGAGUCAGAAAGCGAUGACCUGAUUGGCAGUGAGCGUACACCGCGUUUGAUACCCUUAACAACACAAGCUCCAAAGAGUGGCCCACGAAACCUUCAGGUGUACAAUGCAACAUCCAACAGCUUGACUGUUAAGUGGGAUCCUGCUAGUGGUCGUGUGCAGAAAUACAGAAUCACCUACCAGCCUUCAACAGGGGAAGGCAAUGAACAAACGACCACGAUAGGAGGACGGCAGAACAGUGUGCUGCUGCAGAAGCUGAAGCCUGACACUCCUUACACCAUCACCGUGUCCUCCCUGUAUCCGGACGGCGAAGGUGGUCGCAUGACAGGAAGAGGCAAGACCAAACCUUUGAAUACUGUGAGGAACCUCAGAGUGUACGACCCUUCCACCAGCAGUUUGAACGUUCGCUGGGACCAUGCGGAGGGCAAUCCUCGCCAGUAUAAGCUCUUCUAUGCACCCACGGCAGGGGGCCCGGAGGAACUGGUACCAAUCCCUGGGAAUACCAAUUAUGCCAUUCUUAGGAAUCUACAGCCGGAGACCCAAUACACCGUUACAGUGGUGCCUGUUUAUUCUGAAGGUGACGGAGGACGCACAUCAGAUACUGGAAGGACACUGGUGAGAGGGCUGGCAAGAAAUGUCCAAGUGUACAAUCCGACUCCAAACAGCCUGGACGUUCGUUGGGACUCGGCACCUGGCCCAGUUCAGCAGUAUCGCAUUGUGUAUUCACCUCAGGAUGGUACAAGACCCUCCGAAUCUAUUGUGGUGCCAGGAAAUACCCACACGGUGCACUUGGAGCGGCUGAUUCCGGACACUCCCUAUUCUGUGAACAUCGUCGCGCUCUACUCGGAUGCUGAAGGGAAUCCCAGCCCCGCCCAGGGCCGCACAUUACCACGAAGUGGACCAAGAAAUCUCAGAGUCUUUGGGGAGACCACCAACAGCCUCUCGGUAGCCUGGGAUCACGCUGACGGGCCGGUUCAACAAUACAGGAUCAUUUAUUCUCCCACUGUUGGUGACCCGAUUGAUGAAUAUACCACUGUCCCAGGCAGAAGAAACAACGUAAUUCUCCAGCCCCUGCAGCCUGAUACCCCAUAUAAAAUUACUGUUAUUCCUGUUUAUGAAGAUGGAGACGGUGCCCAUUUGACUGGAAAUGGAAGAACUGUGGGAUUACUUCCUCCUCAGAACAUACACAUCUCUGAUGAAUGGUAUACCAGAUUCAGGGUGUCCUGGGAUCCUUCACCCUCUCCUGUUCUUGGAUAUAAAAUUGUGUAUAAGCCAGUGGGUUCCAGUGAGCCCAUGGAAGUCUUUGUUGGAGAAGUGACGUCAUACACAUUACACAAUCUCAACCCCAGCACCACCUAUGACGUGAAUGUCUAUGCUCAGUAUGAUUCUGGACUCAGUGUUCCUCUGACCGACCAAGGCACUACAUUGUAUUUGAACGUGACGGAUCUGAAAACUUACCAAGUCGGGUGGGAUACAUUCUGUGUCAGAUGGUUGGCUCACCGAGCAGCCACUUCCUACAGACUAAAACUAAGCCCCGCAGAUGGAACCAGAGGACAGGAAAUCACAGUGCGUGGAUCAGAAACCAGUCACUGCUUCACUGACCUGUCACCAGAAACUGAUUAUGGAGUCACUGUCUUUGUGCAGACACCAAACCUUGAGGGACCAGGUGUCUCGGUCAAAGAACGUACUACCUUAAAACCAACAGAAGCCCCGACAGAGCCACCCACACCCCCUCCUCCUCCUACAAUUCCACCAGCCCGGGAAGUGUGCAAAGGGGCCAAAGCAGAUAUUGUAUUCCUGACCGAUGCUUCCUGGAGUAUUGGGGAUGAUAAUUUUAACAAAGUUGUAAAAUUCAUUUUCAAUACCGUGGGAGGCUUUGAUGAAAUCAGUCCUGCUGGAAUUCAGGUCUCAUUUGUGCAGUACAGUGACGAGGUCAAGUCUGAGUUUAAGCUGAACACAUACAACGACAAGGCCCUGGCCCUGGGAGCCCUCCAGAACAUUCGGUACAGAGGAGGAAACACAAGAACAGGCAAGGCUCUGACCUUUAUCAAGGAGAAGGUGUUGACCUGGGAGAGCGGCAUGAGGAAGAAUGUCCCCAAGGUGCUGGUUGUGGUCACGGAUGGUCGGUCGCAGGAUGAGGUCAAGAAGGCGGCUUUGGUCAUCCAGCAGUCAGGGUUCAGUGUCUUUGUAGUUGGUGUGGCUGAUGUCGACUACAAUGAACUUGCCAACAUAGCUAGCAAACCAAGCGAACGGCACGUGUUCAUUGUGGAUGACUUUGAAUCUUUUGAGAAGAUAGAGGACAACCUCAUCACAUUUGUGUGUGAAACUGCCACUUCAAGUUGCCCUCUCAUUUAUUUGGAUGGCUACACCUCACCAGGUUUUAAGAUGCUUGAAGCAUACAAUCUGACAGAAAAGAAUUUUGCUUCCGUGCAAGGAGUCUCCCUGGAGUCAGGCUCUUUCCCCAGCUACUCAUCUUACAGGCUUCAGAAGAAUGCCUUUGUGAACCAGCCUACAGUAGAACUACAUCCCAAUGGACUCCCUCCUUCAUAUACCAUUAUAUUACUAUUCAGACUCCUCCCAGAAACUCCCAGCGACCCUUUUGCAAUUUGGCAGAUCACAGACAGAGACUAUAAACCACAAGUUGGGGUGAUUGCAGAUCCUUCUAGCAAGACAUUAUCAUUCUUUAACAAGGAUACAAGAGGUGAGGUGCAGACUGUUACAUUUGACACAGAUGAAGUGAAGGCAUUAUUUUAUGGAAGUUUUCAUAAGGUUCAUAUCGUAGUGACCCCGAAAAGUGUUAAGAUUUACAUCGACUGCUAUGAGAUUGUAGAGAAGGAUAUCAAGGAAGCUGGAAAUAUCACCACUGACGGUUAUGAAAUUCUUGGGAAACUGCUUAAAGGGGAGAGGAAGUCAGCCACAUUCCAAAUCCAGAAUUUUGAUAUUGUCUGCAGUCCGGUGUGGACCAGUAGAGACAGAUGCUGUGAUAUUCCCUCCAGAAGAGAUGAAGCAAAAUGCCCAGCUCUUCCGAACGCUUGCACGUGUACACAGGACAGCGUUGGACCUCCGGGACCCCCCGGCCCUGCAGGAGGACCUGGUGCUAAAGGUCCGAGAGGUGAAAGAGGUGUCAGUGGGGCAGUUGGCCCCCCCGGUCCUCGUGGAGAUACAGGUCCUCCUGGGCCCCAGGGUCCUCCAGGCCCUCAGGGACCCAAUGGCCUCUCUAUUCCCGGUGAACAAGGUCGCCAGGGAAUGAAGGGCGAUGCUGGAGAGCCAGGACUUCCAGGCCGGACUGGAACUCCAGGAUUACCUGGCCCACCAGGACCAAUGGGCCCUCCAGGAGACAGAGGCUUUACUGGAAAAGAUGGAGCGAUGGGACCCAGGGGUCCGCCUGGACCACCGGGAAGUCCAGGCUCUCCAGGAGUCACAGGACCAAGUGGGAAACCAGGAAAGCCCGGAGAUCACGGCCGACCAGGUCCAUCAGGAUUGAAAGGAGAGAAAGGCGAUAGAGGAGACAUUGCUUCCCAGAACAUGAUGCGAGCAGUCGCAAGACAAGUCUGUGAACAGCUGAUAAGCGGUCAGAUGAACAGAUUCAAUCAGAUGCUGAACCAGAUUCCAAACGAUUACCACUCAAAUCGCAACCAGCCAGGCCCUCCAGGCCCCCCAGGCCCCCCCGGCAAUGCAGGAGCCAGAGGAGAACCAGGACCUGGGGGGCGGCCCGGCUUCCCAGGCACACCAGGGAUGCAGGGGCCCCCGGGGGAACGAGGUUUGCCGGGAGAGAAAGGUGAAAGGGGUAUUGGAUCUCCAGGACCUCGAGGGCUGCCUGGCCCCCCAGGCCCACAAGGAGAAUCGAGAACGGGUCCGCCAGGGUCCACAGGUUCCAGAGGUCCUCCAGGUCCCCCUGGUCGUCCUGGAAACUCAGGUAUCCGAGGCCCUCCAGGUCCUCCUGGAUACUGUGACUCAUCCCAGUGUGCCAGCAUCCCAUACAACGGACAAGGCUAUCCAGGUUCCGGCUAACAAAUUUUCUAAGUCGCCAGUGCUGCUUACAGUUUGAAUACAUGAAAAUCCUGUUUCUGAGAUGUUUGCGCACGUGCUUAUUAGAAAAUGAGUCUGUAUGGAAAUCUCACCACAGAUCUGGUUAACGAACCGGGUGGACAUCAUAAAGGAGGGUGGAGACUCUUUAUACUAACUUGAAUGAGACAAAAGCAGUGAUGUUCGUUUAUAAGCCUGAUGCAUUUCAGUAAUAAUGUAGAAAAAUAUUAUUUAAAAAAAAAAGUUCAAACACAGCUCAUGAGGCGCCUCGGUUGUGAAAGAGGUGCAUAAUAAAACUACUAACCGCGGAGAUGAUGCCAUUUUUGGGAGAAACAAUUAACCUGGUUAAAGAGAAGUACCUUAUGUAAAUAAUAAACUAAUUAUGGCUUGUAAAUGAUUUGUAUGUGAUACUGUCCACUAAAAUCACUUAACAAUUCUACAAUCAGCUUCUGCCUGCCGCUUGCUCUCUGCCGGAAUAACAUCGAAUUAGAAUCUCCUCAUCUCUUGCUUGUUAGCGAUGUCUGAUUACCUUAUGUACAUGUAUUCUCAUUUGGGUUUUUGUAAUCGCCCUUUUCAAACCAAAAUUUUAGAAUCCCUGUUUUUCUUCCUGUUUCGCUGUUGUCACGGGUGGUCCUCACCCACCAGUUGUAACUCAGGCUGUGGGCCAGACAGCCACAGAAAACGUCAUGUACUGUAUAUUACUUGGUGAUAAUUGAUUUUCACCUCCAGAGUUCAGUUUAAGGAGCUAAUAUAACUUCCCCAUCACCUCCUCAUCUUUCCCAGUGGUUCUCUGAACUGAGGAAUUCGAAGUCAUGAAGUUACUUGGGGAUUUGCAAAAAAAAUCCUACCUAGGUUGGUCGACAGUUUUCUUUGGCACAGUCGCUGACCCUCCCCAGGCGUUUGUGCAAUGAUUGUAUUUACUGCUGGACCUCUGAAGGUUACAAACAAGUGCCAUUUCAGAUCACCCAGUUCUCUCUGCAAAUGGAAGGAAUCAGAACGUUGUAAUUUCUCUGCUUUUAUAGUCAUGAGAUUAAGACUGUAGUCCUCUCGGGUGAUGGUUUAGCUUUUGGUGUGUGUGUAUUCCUUCCAAAUCAUGCCGUAACUGUGAUGUUGAAUCGGACAGAGCCCUACGUGCCAGAGGGCGGGGCCUACUUGCCCGAGCGCGAGCCCUUCAUCGUGCCGGUGGAGCCCGAGCGGACAGCCGACGAGUACGAGGACUACGGCGCCGACGAGCCCGCAGGCGAGCAUCCUCCCCACGCGCGCUGGCGGCGCGCCCUGCCCCACCACCCCCGGCAGUGACCCUGACCCCGCGCGCUUGCGCAGCGCCGCCAGGCUGCGGGGAGGUGUUCGGAUUCCCAUUUACAGGUCAGACGGAGCAGUGGACGUCUUACCUGCCACGUUUCUUCCGGCGUUGCUUCAUCGGAGAGUACCCUUUCUGACUGUUAGCGAACCUUGUUCCUGCAGGAAGCCUAGCUCGCUGCCCGCGCAGUCUGUAGAAGUCUUUUGCCUUUGCCCUUGAAGUUGCUUGCAAGAUCCUUUGUUCACAAAAGCUGCGGGGAGAGAACCUGCCCUGUGCCUUAAUUAGGUAGCUCAGCAGGCAGCCUCAGUGAAACUCUUAAGCAGUUAAGUCGUGGAACCCAGAGCGACGGUGUAUUUCGAGAGGGCAGUUUAUCUUUUCCAAUACUUACCUGCAAUUCAGUUACACCCCCAUCCAAGCAGUUUCCCUCGUAAAACCAAAAAAGAGGGAAAAGUCACUCCAUUGCAACUGUUUAUCUUCCUUUUCUACUCUCUGUCAUACAUUAGGGCAUAGAAUGCUCUUAUACAUCUCUUUUUAAAAACCACAAACCUUAAGCCAUGUAGCUGAAGUUAUUGUAUCAACUGGAUACAGUUCCAUAUUGCCUUAAACCUCCUUGUUUUAGACACGCUAACAUUUAUGCUAAAUUGCAGAUUAUUCUGCAGAGAUGGAAUUGCAUGUUUGUGUUGUAUAUUUAGUAUGAACUUUUUUUUUCCAGAACAUAAUGUUAGUUAUCGAAAGCAGUUGGAAAAUGUUUGCAAGACUAUGAACAUAGAAUUGCUGCUUUUAUAUUUUAACUGCAGAUUGUGAAUUUCACUGCCUUAUAUUAUUUAUUUCUGAAACAAAAGAGGCAUUUUUCAAUAAAACUACUGAAAAUUUGA